Molecule: messenger RNA, 2101 nt
Organism: Empidonax traillii (willow flycatcher)
Lineage: Eukaryota; Metazoa; Chordata; Aves; Passeriformes; Tyrannidae
Gene: MPHOSPH10
Product: M-phase phosphoprotein 10
Exons: 11
Coding region: 1-2031 (676 amino acids)
Biological process (GO): rRNA processing
Cellular component (GO): Mpp10 complex; small-subunit processome; sno(s)RNA-containing ribonucleoprotein complex
Source: RefSeq, a predicted model, not a curated record
AUGGCGGCGGGGCCGGGGCCGGGGCUGGUGCCGGUGCUGGGCGUGCAGGGCAUGCAGGGCAUCCAGACGGGCCUCAGGGUAACGGGAGCGGCCGCCGCGCGCCCCGAGCGCUUCCUCAGUGUGCAAGAGGGACUGGCUGCCAACUUCAGAGCAUUGACAAAGACUCUCUAUGAUUUGAAUAAAGGAAACAACAUCGUUCCGGGGGGUCCUCUAAAAGAGCUGGCGAUCGAAAACUUUGAUGAGGAACAGAUCUGGCAACAACUAGAGCUCCGGAACAGUGCAGUUCUUGAUUUCUUCAGGAAAUCCAUUGCCAGGGAUGCCAAGGAUGACGGUCUUUGCCUUCUCUCGGACCAGGAAGAGGAUGGCUCUGAUGCUGAGCCCAGCAGUGAGGGGGAAUUGGAAGACAACGCAAUGGAAGCAGAAGCUGAACAGAGGGAUGUUUAUACAAAAGAUAUAACUAAAGCUAAAGAAAAGCAAAGCAAACUCAGAGAAAGCAAAAUGCAGAAAUACAGUGAUGAGGAUUCUGAUCUCGACUUCGAUAUUGAAGCACUGGAGCAACAAACUAAAACGGGCAAGGAAACCACACUGAAAAAAGUGGGAAGAAAAUCUGUAGUGGAUGACAAGUUUUUCAAGCUGGCUGAGAUGGAAGCUUUUUUAGAACAGGCAGAGAAGGAAGAUGAGGAGGAAGAUGAUAUUAAUUAUUUUGAAGACAUUUUCUCAGAUGAUGAGGAAGAAGGGUCAGAAGAUGCUAAAGUCAAACCAAUUAAAAGUUCUAGAGAUGUGACAUACGAGGAUUUCUUUGAUCCAGUUGAUGAUGAUGAUGGUGACUUAGUAGCUAAUGACGUUGGAGAUGGUGAGGAAGAGGAAGCAGACAGUGCUAUUGAAGAGCAAAAUGAAGAAAGCAUGUCUGAGUUUGAGGAUAUGGAUGAAAUGGUGGCGAAUAUGAGAAAUAAAGAAGCAUCUAAAAAAGUUACUUUUAGUUUGCCAGAUGACAGUGAGACAGAAGAUGUGACUGAAAUGCAAUCAGAGAAGGGCACUGAGCCCGGGGAAACAAAGUCCUCUUUUGAGAAGAGGCAGGAGAAGAUGAGCAAGAAAAUAAAAACUUUAGAAGAAGAGCUGUUAGAGGAGAAACCUUGGCAGCUUAAAGGAGAAGUGAGUGGGCAGAAGCGGCCUGAGAACAGCCUGCUGGAGGAGACGGUGCUCUUUGAGCACGCAGUGCGCAUGGCACCUGUGAUCACAGAAGAAACUACUUUUCAGCUUGAAGAUAUCAUUAAACAGAGAAUACUGGAUGAGGUGUGGGAUGAUGUGGUACCAAAAGAAAAGCCAAAAGAGGAGGCUUUUGAAUACAAGAAACGGAUCACUUUGGAUCAUGAAAAGAGUAAGCUGAGCCUUGCUGAAAUCUAUGAGCAAGAAUACAUGAAACUUCACCAGCAAAAGACUGAAGAGGAAGAAAAUCCUGAACACAAAGAAAUUCAGGAAAUGAUGGACUCGCUCUUCCUGAAGCUGGAUGCACUCUGUAACUUCCACUUCACACCCAAACCACCGGUACCAGAAGUUAAAAUAGUGUCCAACCUUCCAGCCAUAAGUAUGGAAGAAGUGGCCCCCGUGGCUGUCAGUGAUGCUGCUCUCUUAGCACCAGAGGAGAUCAAGGAAAAGAACAAAGCUGGAGAUGUAAAAACAGAUGCAGAAAAGACUCCCACAGACAAAAAACGAGAACUAAGAAGGAAAAAGCUCCGCAAACGUAUGAGGCGAAGGGAGAGGGAGAAACGCCAGAAGCUUCUUGAGAAGAUGAACCCAGAGCAAGGCACAAAACUCAGCAAAAAAGCUGCUGCAGCCAAAUUAAAACGGCUCACAAAGGAAGGCAAAGCAUCUCUGCUCAAGGAUGAAGGUAAAGACAAGGCCUUGAAAUCAUCCCAGGCCUUCUUUUCUCAACUGCAAGAUCAAGUAAAAAUGCAAAUAAAAGAUGCGAGCAAAUUAAAGAAGAAACAGAAGAAGGAGAAAACACUCUCUGUUCAUAAAUUGAAGUUGUAAUUUACCUUUUUAUAUAUGUUGCAUCUUGUAUAUAUUAAAAUGUUUCUUCAUGAAUGCUGAAUUUGACUAA